AUGGCUUACGUCAAGGAUCGACAUCGAGGCCCAGACGUCACCUAUACCACAGGUUCAGUGCAUCUCGCGGUCAUUGAAUGGGGCAGAAAACGGCCACAAGACAUUGCACUACGUAUGGGAAGUGAGGUCCUGACUUAUGAGAGACUAGUAGAACGUGCCAGCGCCGACUCACAAAAGCUGUCGAAGCAAGGGCUAAGGAGCGGACAUGUUAUUGCUAUUGGCAUUCCGCGCAGUCUGGAUCUCGUUGUCACGAUGCUCGCAGUGCUAAUGACAGGAGCUCCAUACUGCAUCCUGGACGAACGCUGGCCAGCAACAUGGAUUGAAAAAGUGCUUCAAGACAUCGAUGCAGUGGAGGUCUUGACAUAUGCGUGGGGAUCUCUUCAAGUCGAGGCGAGGAUUAAACUUCAGGCAGUAACCAGCGACUCCAAACACUUGCAACUUACUGAGGGCUUGGAUGCACCUUUCUGUAUUUAUCACACCUCUGGCACGACUGGACGGGCAAAAGCCGUCAUCACAACUCAUCGUGGAGUUUUAAGAACUCUACUUGCACCACGGUACCCAACAGUGUUUCCAUCGAUUGUAAUGGUAUGCACAGCCGCUCUCCCAUGGGAUAUGUUCACGCUAGAAGUGUGGUUUCCACUCCUACAUGGAGGAACUUGUGAGCUGAUCAGUGAGCUGACUCCCCGAGUUUUCAAAACGCCAGGUCUAACGACAGCGUGGCUGACGGCUGCACGGUUCAACGUGCUUGUAGACGAGGACAUUGAUUGUUUCAAGAACAUUAAAGAGUUACUCAUUGGUGGCGAGCGACUGUCUGUUUCCCAUGUCAGAGCUUUCCUUCAGAGGCAUCCUCACAUAAGUCUAAUCAAUGGAUACGGUCCCGCAGAAGCCAACAUGCUGGCAACGACUCACCUCAUACAGUUGUCGGACUGUUUGAGAGCGGAUGGUAUUCCCCUCGGACAGCCUCUUCCUGGUACUGAAAUUCGACUAGUGCGCAGAACCACGGAUUGUACAGUGGUUUUGGCAGAAGAGGGAGAACAAGGCGAGAUAGCGAUAGCGGGCGAUGCUUUGGCCCAAGGAUAUUCCAAAACGUCAAACAAGGCAAAUGAGAGUUUUUCGGUGUCACUGACAUUAGGUUCAGAGGCUGACGAGGCAUGUACCGAGCGACUGUAUUAUCUUAGUGGCGACUUGGGCAUUUGGGACAUCGAAGGAAAUCUUGCGUUCCGAGGUCGACGAGACUUCCAGUUUAAAUUGCAUGGACAACGUGUAGAUCCACUUGAGAUCGAGGCUGCGAUCGUAAGCACAGACUUUGUCUCCCAAUGCAUUGUGUCGGUACAGUCAACUCCGAAAGGGUCAUCAAUUCUGACUGCCCACGUCGUUGCGGCUAAUGGUGAGCUCAAAGUCAACAAAAAAGCUCUGCUUGAAGCGCUUGCGAAAGUAUUGCCAGCAUAUCAAGUACCAAGGGUAAUCGUGCAAAUAGCCCAACUUCCAUUGACCGCCACAGGCAAGGUCGAUCGCAGCAAUUUGACCAUUCCAUCUAAUUAUAGCAUGAGUGACGAUGAACGUCCGGCUCGCCAUCCUUCGACAAACAUUAGGAUAUCUGAAUGUGACAGCGCAUACCUGACGACUGUCAUAUUGGGUCAUGCCACCAACUUGUUGGGAUGCGAAUCCCUUUCCAUUGACGAUGAUCUGCUGGAAAAAGGAUUGGACUCACUGGGAGCAUUUCGGCUUGCCUGCCGCACCAGUAGUGGCUUUCCAGACCGUCAAAUACUCGCCAGUGACAUUAUUCGGCACCGCACUGCAGGUCGAUUUGCUGCAGCAGUUCAUGCAAAAGAACUCAAACGUUCGAAGACAACCUUUGAUGCGAAAGUAUCUCGGAGCCCAGUCUCAAAAGAGAUUGACGAGAAAGAAUGGUCUACCCCUUGGCUUCAAACGCAAUGGCUCACGGGCAUGGUUGCACCUCACCGACAAGAGGCAUGUCUGAACGUAUUUGCGUAUCACUUCAACCAGUCGUCAGAUAUUGAACGUUUUCAUGUGGCAUUUGAACACGUUGUAUCACGCCAUGACGUCCUUCAUACGACAGUAUGGUAUAGCGCCGAGCACUUCGGCUUUCGCUCAAGCCUGAUAUCUGUGGCCAAGGCGCUCAGCUUCCACAGAACAUACUGUCACGACAGGGUGCUUGAUCCUUCAGAGAUACAAGAGCAUGCAGCAAAUACUAUGCGGCGAGUCAAUUUAAGCCAAGGACCCAUCAUCACCGUGACGGCGAAUUUGCAGGCCGAUGGUGUCGUAUUACUCAUUGCUGCUCACCACGCUACAUUAGACGGCCACAGCGAAGCUAUCCUGGUAGAAGAGCUAAGCGCUGCUCUACAGAAUAAGACCCGAUCGCCAGCAGUGCCCUUUCAUCAACCUCUGCUCAAUAACACAAGCACGAGUGAAGAGUUCCCUCAUGCCUGGUCGAAACGUCUGGCAGCGUUACCACCUCUAAAGUGGGCCUCCCAUCAACAGUCCUUCCACCAAAACACAGUACCUGAAUACGCAAACAUUCCCAUUAGCAUGACGGCUUCCCGCUGGUCGGAGUGGAAGCAUCAUCUACACAGUACACUCCAGAACCCCAAUACAGACUUCCUACUAGUCCUACAUGCCUUAACCAAAGCAAUCCACGCCUUUAUAGGCCAGCCUUUCCGUAUUGGCGUCACGGACAGUGGGCGCAACGAUCCCCGCUUCGCCCUCACGCUGGGGAACUACAUGCGCCGAAGACCCGGGGUACCAAGGCCCAUUAUUGCAAGUCCUACUCGUUUGGCAGAACUUGGAGGUGCCAAACUGGGAGAUUGA
Molecule: messenger RNA, 2829 nt
Organism: Bacidia gigantensis
Lineage: Eukaryota; Fungi; Ascomycota; Lecanoromycetes; Lecanorales; Ramalinaceae
Product: NRPS
Exons: 2
Coding region: 1-2829 (942 amino acids)
Biological process (GO): secondary metabolite biosynthetic process; amino acid activation for nonribosomal peptide biosynthetic process
Cellular component (GO): cytoplasm
Molecular function (GO): phosphopantetheine binding; catalytic activity
Source: RefSeq, a predicted model, not a curated record